UAACCUGAAAGCAUGUGUCAAAUUUAGAUCCUGUCCUGCAUUUCGCAUCUAUGCGCUUGUCCUGUAUGCUUGAAAUGUUGCACGGUGGGAGAGCCGUAGGUUUCACAAGCAUGCUGUAGCCCUUAUCUAUAGGUUGUAGGUGAAGCACAGAAUACUCAAUGUUGGUGGCGCUAAGUUGUUGUCUGGGCUAAGCUUUUUAUGGACGAUGAUUUGCUGCAGAGCCAGAUCAGAAGGAUGGACAUGACAGAAAAUGUGGUAUUGGAUAUUGAGAGUCUGCCUCAACAACCGGAUAAAUGCUGCACUGGAAGUCCAAAGAUGACAAGAGCCCUAUCACGUAAGGGUCCAAAUCGCACGGAGAGGAGGGGUGGCGAAGAGCAGGAUCCAGAUGAUUUGGCAAAAAAGCUUAUUAUUAAAGUUGUGCCGUCUCAACUGGAGCAGCUUAACAAAACUUUGGUUACACUGCCAUGUACCUCCUCCACACCUGUAAUAACCGACUCUGCUGAAGGUAGGAGCAAACGAUUUAAUCGGCUCACUUCAUAUCAUCCCCGGAGAAUCCUUCUCUUCUUUGCAACUUUGUCGAGCGUGGGGACGAUGAUACUGAUAUACUUCACGCUCGCCAUCAACAGCAGACCGGAAGCAUAGCCGUUGCGGUUCGUUGAGCAAAACAGAAGAGCAACAACUUGGGCGGGCACGUUGGGGAGGUUCAGUGAUACAUUCCGUAGCUAGGAUAUUGGGGUCCUAUUUUUAUUCAGAUUUUGUUUUGUGGAGGGUGAAAGAAGGAAAGCUACAGUAGCAGUACAUAGGAGGACUAUCACUGGAAGCAGCAAUCAUGAUACGUAUCUGAUGCUGGAUCAAAUACUUGUGCCGAGGCCAUGCUGGAAUUCCGCUGGCUCCUGAUGGUGAGUGCGUGUUAGCUGA
Messenger RNA from Lolium rigidum, 918 nucleotides. RefSeq lists its product as uncharacterized. Bases 199 to 642 code for a protein of 147 amino acids. The transcript has 6 exons. The record is from RefSeq and is a predicted model, not a curated record. NCBI's taxonomy places the organism in Eukaryota, Viridiplantae, Streptophyta, Magnoliopsida, Poales, Poaceae.